Molecule: messenger RNA, 2002 nt
Organism: Cicer arietinum (chickpea)
Lineage: Eukaryota; Viridiplantae; Streptophyta; Magnoliopsida; Fabales; Fabaceae
Source: RefSeq, a predicted model, not a curated record
AAUCAACUUAACUCAUUUCCUUCCUAAUAAUGGUUUCAUAAUCCUAAUUAUUUUCUAUUUGUUAUUGUAUAUUGUAAAAUCAAAUAGCACAAGAAUAUCCAAAAUUCCAUUUUAGAUUUAGAAAAAAGAAAUAGUUCUAUCCCUAAACAAACAAACAAACAAGAAGCUCUAUCUACACACGUGUACCUUGAAAUAGUCAAAUUUUCUCCGAGUCAUGUAAGCCAACUUGAUAGGUACUAGUAAAAAAGAUAAAGAGAUUAAGAAGUUGAUGUUACAGUUAAAUUUAACCCAUAGAAGUAAAACAGAUUAAUAACAAAUAAAAAUCCUACUUAUAGGAUAAAAAGUCACAAUCAUUAUAAUCCAACGUGGGACCCGGCACCGUUUGCUCUAUUAAUCCACCCAUGACCCAUCCACAUAAAUUCAUUAAAUUGAAAUUCCAGCUCAUAUCUCUUAACAAAGUUCCACCUCACCCUGAAAUUGCUAUUGCCACCCCAUCAAUGAUUCAUCCUUACUAUAUAACACCCUUCACCUCUUCUUUUCCCUCUUCCUUUUCAUACACACACAAACAAAACUAUGAAUACAGAUACAACUAUUUUUUUGUAUUACCCUAUUCCUAUUAUUCUUUCUUUCUCUCUUUCUUUUGUUCUUCCUUCAGUUAUUAACACGUUCAAGAAAAAUAUUCACUCUCUCUUGAAUUUCACAACCACCACUACUCAUACUCAAUCUCACCGCUCUUUAAUUUCUGGUUUAUCUCUCUUACUCAAUAAAUCUGAUAGGUUUUCGAAUGUUCUUCAAUCCACGAUGUUAAAUUUGAAUUCAAACCCUAGUACUAUCACCGGAAUCAGCGAAAUUAAUUUUCCUCCGCCGAAGAUCGGAUUCGUCGCCGGCGACGUUGGCGGUUUGACGUCUUGCACGGAAAGUCUCGGAUUCGAGAGUUCUGAUGGAAUGGAUGUGAUUGAUGAUAGCGUGAAGGUGAUUAAUGAUAAUGAUGAGAUUUGGAGGAACAAGAUGAUGAUGAAGAGAUGUGAAAACAGAGGGAAUUUGAUGAGAUCGUUUCCACCGCCGCUUUCGUCGUUGAAUCGGAACGGUAAACCGUGUUUUUAUCUCCGGCCGGUGAGAAAAGACGGUAGGUUAGAAUUGACGGAAGUAAGAAUACAUCGGCCGGAGAUUCUUCAUGCUUCGAGACAUGAUGGACGGUUGACAUUGCAUCUAAUACCAGAUCAAGAAGAAUUGCAAGAAGAAGAAGAAUCGCAAGAAGAAGAAGAAGAAGAAGAAUUGCAAGAAGAAGAAGAAGAUAGGGUAAAAAUGGCGAUGGUAGUGGGAAGUAGUAGCAAUGAAGGAUUAAGGAGGUGUCAUGAAAUGGUGAAUCAACAUGAGCAUGGUGUCCAUGGAAACCAUAUGAGAAUGUGUGGAAUCAGCAUUGUGUGAUCAUGAUGAUACUGUUGGAAGUACACGUGGCGGUUAUGUUUCCAAUUUUCAUUGAAAGGGACAGAAGGGGAAACUGAUUCCGUGAAUGAUUCGUUGGAAAAUUGUGGCCUUAAUGUGUUGUUGACUCUUGCGUGUACAUUAAAUGUAAAUAAAUUAUUUAUAUUUAUUAUUGAUAUUAUUCAGCUUCUAGCUAACAAACACAGUGGAGACGACAAAGGUUGGUUCGAUGCUAUGCGGUGUUGUUUCCUUGUUGGAAAAUGACACUAACAAAAAGUGAAGCCAUAAACAACAUGCAACAAAAAGGGAGACACAUAUAUAUAUAGUGGAGGUGAAGUUAUGUAAGCUAGCAAAUGAAAACUUGAGAGUUUCUACUGUAUUAGUUUACCAAAUUUUGAACUAUUAUUAUUUAUAUUAGAGAGGAAAAUAAAAAUUGAACAUACUAUGAUGUGUUCUUUUUGGUUAAUUUGCUUAGACAAUUGAAGUUUGCUCAAAGGGCUGUCUAUGUAAAUAUUUUUUAUGAACUGAUUGAGAUGACUUUUGUUACAUUGAUAUUAAAUAUAUGUUGAAUGUGAGA